Messenger RNA from Nymphaea colorata (pocket water lily), 2779 nucleotides. RefSeq lists its product as uncharacterized. Lineage: Eukaryota; Viridiplantae; Streptophyta; Magnoliopsida; Nymphaeales; Nymphaeaceae. The coding region runs from base 968 to 2251 and encodes 427 amino acids. The record is from RefSeq and is a predicted model, not a curated record. The transcript has 3 exons.
GUGGAAUGACCGAAGCGUUCCUCUGCCGCCAUUGACAACCAGGAGAAAACCCUAAGGAGGCUCAAAAAGAAAACCCAUCACGUCUCUCUCUGGGAUGUUCUUGCAGGGUGGGGGACUCUGGUUGGCUUGGGCUUAGCAAUCAGCAAUCCAACUGGUGGGGGUGGUGGUGGUGGUGGGUUGAGCACAGAUAUUUUUGCAAAUUGCUGGACUGUUUGUAGUUGAUUCUCCUUUCAAGGAAAGCAGAAUCAGAAAGGUAUUUUUUUUUCCUUUGGCUCGUUUGGUUGCUUGGAGUCUCUCUCUCUCUCUCUCUCUCUCUCUCUCUCUCUCUCUCGCUCACUCGCUCUCCAUCCCUCCCCCCUGAAGAUGGAGAUUGGGUGAGGGAGAUGGAGGGAGAGUGGUCUGUUUGCUUGAAGGUUCUUUUCUCUGGAAGAACACUGAAGAUUAAUCCAGUGUCUUUCCCUUUUCUGUGAUUUUAGCGUUUUCUGAAUAUUGUUCUUCUGUUCAUGGUGGCAGGUGAGUUUUGAACUUUUCUUGGAUUAUGCUUUUAAAUUUUUAAUGCACCAUUUGCAGAAAACCCUGAAUUUGGUUUUUAUGAAAUUCAAGCUUUUCUUUCCAUUAUUUGAGAUUUCCGAUUUCUGAUUAGAUAAUGCUAGUAAAUCGAGUUAUUUCUACCCUAACAUUUUAUGUUUUUUGUCGCCCUUCAUGGUGGUAGUGUUGAGGGAAGAUCUGAUCCUAUCUAUAUAUGUUUCCAGAUUUUGCUUUCUGGUGAUAAUAGGAAGGACACGGCGUCUAGUGUAUUCGAUCAACAUAACCUUGGUUGAGGUGGCGAGGAGCUUUGUCCGCUCAUCCAAUCUCAAUUUGUUUCUGGUUUCUAGAUAUCUGAUUGAUAGGUAGAACUUGGUGCAGAUGUGCUAGAGAUCUGCGAAGAAAUCCAGUAUUUGAGCUUUUUUUUCAUUUGUUGGUAUCCAUGGAAGGUCAUCUAUCAGCAACUAAUCUGCUAUCUGGCCCUCCUUGUGGAGUGUUAGACCUUCAGGGUUCUCUUCAUUCCCACCAUCAGCCACAAAAUCCUCAUCAAAACUCAGUCACCCAUCCCCAACUUGAGGAUAUGUUCCCCAUGCCUGUGGGUAGUGGGAAUGAGUGUGGCCAGCAGCUUCCCAUGGUUGAUUACAAAACCAGCCACUGGGUUUCAAUGGGCACCGAUAGGGGGAAAACUUCUACAAGCGAUGAGGAAGAACCCAGCCUCACGGAAGAGGGAGUAGAUGCUCAUAAUGAGAGUGGAAAGCAGAAGCCAAACUCUCAGUGGCAUCGUGUGAAGUGGACGGAUGCAAUGGUGAAGCUUUUGAUUUUAAUUGUCUCCUAUAUUGGAGAGGAUGCUGCUUCUGAGUGCGGUGGUGGUAAGCGCAAAUAUGCAAUCUUACAGAAGAAAGGCAAGUGGAAAUCGGUCUCCAAAGUCAUGGCUGAAAAGGGGUUUGAUGUUUCUCCUCAGCAGUGCGAGGACAAGUUCAAUGAUCUGAAUAAACGGUAUAAGAGGCUGACGGAUGUGCUUGGUAGGGGCACUUCUUGCAAGGUUGUCGAGAACCCCUCUUUGUUGGAUUAUAUGGACCACCUGUCGGAGAAGAAGAAGGAAGAUGUGAGGAAGAUUUUGAGCUCAAAGCAUCUGUUUUAUGAAGAGAUGUGUUCAUAUCAUAAUGGGAACAGAUUGUUUCUGCCCAGCGAUCCUGCUUUGCAGAGAAGCGUGCAGUUAGCUCUUAGGAGUGGGGAAGAUCGCGAUAGGAGACGACCUCAUUCACGAGAUGAUGUUGAUGAAGAUCAAAGAGAAGAACAUGAGAUUGAUGACAGGGAUGAUGAUGCCGAGGCCAUCAAUGGAUUGCAUGAUGAAAGCGAUGGGUUUCGAGGAGUUGAUGUGCUCCCAAAAAAGGUGAAAACAGGACCGGAUGUGGAAGAUGCAAGCUUCUUCAGUUUUCCUGGUCCUCAUGACUGUGGGAUGCAGCAGCUUCAAGAUAGGUCCAGAACAGCUUGGACGCAGAGGCAGUCGGUGACAAGCCGUGCCUUGCAGUUGGAAGAGCAAAAGCUUAGCCUUCAGGCUCAAGCUUUGGAGUUGGAAAAGCAGCGUUUCAAGUGGCAAAGAUUCAGCAUGAAGAAGGACAGGGAACUGGACAAACUCAGGAUGGAAAAUGAGAGGAUGAAGCUUGAAAAUGAGCAUAUGGCGCUGGAGUUGAAAAGGAGAGAGUUAGCCAAUGAAUAUCAGUAGGGUCAUGUAUUGUGGUAUUUCUAUCUUAUUUUUUUCUUUUUGACAUCUAGUUUGGAAGGCUGCCUACCCUGAAGUUUAUAGCCGCUUGAAUUAGGUUGUGGGGUUAUACAUAGAGAGGAAGCUGCGGCUGGUUUCUGACUUAAAAAAUAGAUAUGUGACGGAGAUGGGAAGCCUGUUUCUAAGAAGUCUGACAAUUGGCAGGAAGUCUGAAGCGGCUCGCCUAGCUUAACUUACUGGAAUAAGUAUAGAUGCCUAAAAUUUUUGUUCUCUUAUGAACUUUCAGUCCGUGUGCCAUCACUGUAUCUGCUCAGAAGUUUGUUUCUCAAGGGUGUAAAUAUCGGGUACCUCACCUGGCCACCCCAUGGUAUGCCAAGUCGUCGAGUUUUUUCAUUUUCGUCCUUUUACUUUGUGAAUGCCAAAGAUUGUAAACGGUUCACUCUUUGAAGUUUGAACCAUCUGCUGUUUGAUACAGUUUACGAGUUGCAGAUUGAAUGCUAAUUGCUGACCCGCUGGGUCUCAGUAAUUUCA